Miscanthus lutarioriparius is the source of this 1227-nucleotide messenger RNA. The record is from the annotation of a GenBank genome assembly. NCBI's taxonomy places the organism in Eukaryota, Viridiplantae, Streptophyta, Magnoliopsida, Poales, Poaceae.
AUGGAUCGUCCAAUUAACAUUCAUACAUCACCAAGGACGCCCUUGUCAUUGUCUAGGCAACAGAUGAUAGAAGAAUUUUGGAUGAAGAAACAAGAAGAAAUUGAGGUGACUGAGGACUUUAGAGAGCGCACAAUCCCCGUGACUUGUCUCAAAAAGGAACUUUCUGUCCAUGCUUGGGCGUGUGCUAGUUCCCACAAUCGUAGCACGAUAUUGGACUCUGAUAUUGCUGAGGCAAUUGCCUCCAUUGAGUCCUAUGAUUUUCUAAAUGAUGUUCUAUGCGCACAUCUUGAAAAGUACAAGUUUGAUCUAUGUCUACAGUCUACUAAGAAGCCUUAUCACCACAUGUUGACAAGUCAGUCAUCAACAUCCCUCGAAUCUUCUUUGGAUCAAUACCAAAUGACACAAUUUAUUCCUCAGUCUACUAGAUAUAAUCCCUUUAUUUGCAUUCCUCAACCUUUGCCACCAACUAAUAAUGCUAAUCCAAUGCAUUUACCCUUGCCACUUCCACCACAAAGAGCAUGCCCCAUAAUGGCAACCCCAAUAAGACCUACACCAAUUGUGAGUGGAUCAUUCCCACCUAUGACAUACAUGACCAAGGGUCUAUGGUUCUUGAGGAAAUGCAUUAGCAACAAUGAUGCUGCUUUAGGUCUUAUGACUCCUCAACAAGCAUAUUCCGUAAGCACUACCCAAUAUUCCAAACAACUGCUACAUGGUGACAUGACAUUCCAUUUCCCUCAUGUUCCUCUAAAGCCUUUUCAAUUGUCAUCCUCUUCAACAGUGGAUAGUAUUGUUUCCACUAUAUAUACUGAUAUCGCUGAAUUGAAUAAUACCAAACUGGAUGUUACACAUAUUGGAAAUUCCACACAUGGCAUUAAUCCUGAAACUACUUUCAAUGUCGAUGAUGGUGAACAAAAACAUAUGGGAGAUGAAACCACUGCUGCCAAUCAUAUGAAUGUUGUGCAUGGAGAGUUAGAUGCAAAAGUUGUUACUACUACUAAUGUGGGUGCAGAUGACAAUAAUAUAAAUUGGGAUGAAAUUGACAUGGCCAACAAUUCCAUGCUGAUGGAGUUUUGGAAAGAUGUAAUGAUGGAAGAAGAAUCGACACCUUUGCCAGCCACUAUCUCAACCGAUGAUCUUAUUCUGCUUCCUAGUGAGGGAUGUUGUCAUGAUUCAUAUCUUCUUGAUGACAUCAUGUCUGAUGCAAGUACCGAUGGAAGGCAUAACUAG